Molecule: messenger RNA, 2318 nt
Organism: Microtus oregoni (creeping vole)
Lineage: Eukaryota; Metazoa; Chordata; Mammalia; Rodentia; Cricetidae
Product: 40S ribosomal protein S26-like
Exons: 1
Coding region: 174-458 (94 amino acids)
Biological process (GO): translation
Cellular component (GO): ribosome; cytosolic small ribosomal subunit
Molecular function (GO): structural constituent of ribosome; mRNA binding
Source: RefSeq, a predicted model, not a curated record
UUCUAGGUACUUUAUUUAGGGAGGGGUGUGCAGCUCUAUGUUGGCAGGCUCUCAUUGGUAAGUGCCGCGUGUAUAGUUCAAGCUAAGUGGAGUUUUCCCUUUGCGUGCCUGCCUCAAAAUGGGCUCAUGGGGACUUGGCUCCAAGAUGACCAAGAAAAGGAGAAACAACGGUCAUGCCAAAAAGGGCCGCGGCCAUGUGCACUAACUGCGCCCGCUGUGUGCCCAAGGACAAGGCCAUUAAGAAGUUCGUCAUUCAGAACAUCGUAGAGGCGGCUGCCGUUAGGGACAUAUCCGAAGCGAGUGUCUUCGAUGCCUAUGUGCUCCCCAAACUCUAUGUCAAGCUGCAUUACUGUAUGAGCUGUGCUAUUCAUAGCAAGGUAGUCAGGAUUCGAUCUCGGGAAGCUCGGAAGGACCGAACACCCCCACCACGAUUUAGACCUGCUGGUGCUGCACCGUGACCUCCACCAAAGCCCAUGUAAAGUGGCUUCAUAAAGAUAGAAGAAAACACCUUGGAAAAAUAAAAUGGAACUUAAACUUAAAAAUAAAUGGGCUCAUACCCGGGCACAGGCCAGACACCUGGGGCUUAUCUGGGACUGCCACCUUCCUCAGACACACCCAGCCCAUCAGCAGAUUCUGCCAGCUUGACCUUCAGACUGAAUCCACUCUCACCACUCCUGCUACCUACGCGGUCACUGUCACUUCUCUAGCUGGGCUGUACCUGAGCUGAUCUCAACUCAGCCCCGCAGUCGUCAGACAACCAAAGUCACCGUUUUAAACACGGAAAUCAUGCCAUGUCACCUUCUGCCGAUCCCCACAUGUCCCCCAGAAGAACCAACAUUCUUAGCCUGGUAUGUGUGAUCUGGGCCCCAACUAGCAUGCCAUCCCGUUUCUUGCCACCGUCUGUCUUCUUCGCAGCUGGUCCACACCGGCCUGCUGGUAACUUCUCACAUUCUAUGAAGCAUAUUCCAACUCAAAGCCCUUUCUUUCCCCUGCUGUAGCCCCUGCCUGGCAGGAUUAUCCCCAGGUACCCAGCUGGCUUGCUCCUGUGUAGCACAAAUGCUGUCCUCUUUGCAAGGUAGCCUGAGCAUCUCUAGGCAUCUCCGUGCCUACGCCUUCCCUGCUUUUUCUUUACUCCACCAUCCACAUGGUUAUCUAUUUAUCUGGGGUUUCUGUGGCUUUGACCUUCAGUCUUUGUGAGGCAGGGACUUUCCUCAUCCACUGCUGAACCCGCACUUCAGCUUCUGCUUUGCUGUGGUGGGUGCUCGUCUUCCCUCCCUUCCUUCCUUCCUUCCUUCCUUCCUUCCUUCCUUCCUUUCAUUGGGUAACAGCUUCUGCUUUGCCAUGGUGGGUGCUCAGUCUUCUCUCUCUUUCUUUCUUUCUCUCUUUCUCUCUUUCUUUCUUUCUCUCUCUUUCUUUCUUUCUUUCUUUCUUUCUUUCUUUCUUUCUUUCAUAAAUGCAGUCUCUAAGAAACUAAACCCCUCUGGUACCCUCUGGUAGAUCACCUACCUCUCUCCUCUCGUGCAAUCUGAGUUUGGUUCCCACACCCAUGUAAACUGACUGUGGUGAGGCAUGUCAGUAAUCCUAGCACUCAGGGUGUAGAUACAGAAAAGUCCAGAGUUCAAGAUAAUCUGAACUACAUAGCAGGAUCUAGUCUAUCUUAGGCUAUGUAAGACUGCUUUCAACAGAAAGACCCUUUCCAGUGGAGACAACCUCCCUAGAUCUUGCCUCUUGCAAAGAUCUCCUUCAUCCCUCUCCAGAAGAAGAGAAGAGGAAACACAAGAAAACGUGCCUGGAGCAGAGCCCCAGCUCCUAGUUUACGGAUGUGAACUGCCCAGGAUGCUAUAAAAUCACCUUGGUAUUUAGCCAUGCACAAAUGGUGGUGUUGGCUGCCCCACUGUCCUGUCAGCCUACAGGCGGAAGAGAAGGCUGACAGAAGAGAUGCUCCUUCAGGAGGACGCAGCACUGAAAACACCUGAUUCAAGAUGAGUCGGUACCAUCCUAAGAAACACACUUUGAAAAAAACAUAUAUGAAAGAAAAAAUAAAUAUAUGAAUAAUAAUAAUAACCCUCAUUUAUGUUACUGUGCCUUCCUCUAGGGAACAAGGUGUGCUGGCGGGUUAGAUUCUCAUGUCUGCAAAAGGAAUCUGGGAACAGGGAGACUCCAUAGCACUCUGAAAUGACAAAAGUUUUGAGAGCUAGAAGUGUGGCUCAUGGGUAAGUGCAUGCCUAGAAUAGAAUAGUGCUUGCAUAGAAAUCCCAGUGUUUACAUACAUACAUACGCACUUGUCAUGUAUGUGUCGCAGAUAGGAGGUGUGUGCA